AUGGGGAUCGAUACAAGAUCUCGGACAAAGGACUGCUCCUGGUUUGCUUUUUAUUUGGCUCUACUCCUUUUCGGAAAAACGGCUUUGGCUCAGAUAAGGUACUCUAUUCCUGAGGAGGUACAAGAGGGGACUGUUGUUGGAAAUGUUGCGAAGGAUCUUGGCCUUGACAUCAACUCUUUGCUUGCUCGACGGUUCCGUGUUGUAUCUGGAAGUAAGGACGCUAUUUUUGAGGUAAACCAGAAUAACGGGGCAUUGUACGUCGACAAACACAUCGACAGAGAGGAGCUCUGUCAGGGCAGCGGCGCUUGCCUGAUGGAGCUAAAAAUCCUCGUUGAAAAUCCUCUGGAAAUACACUAUGUAAUUGUAGAAAUUACUGAUGUAAAUGAUCACUCUCCUAUUUUUCCCGAAACAGAACAGAUAUUUGAAAUAGCUGAGCAUACAUUGCCAGGACGGCGAUUUCAACUGCACACUGCUCGUGAUCCCGACGCUGGCAUUAACUCUAUUCGCACAUAUACUUUGACGUCAAAUGAACAUUUUGAUGUAAAUAUUCGUCAAAGCGAUGUGGAUAAGAUUCCAUUUUUAGUGCUGAAGAAACCUUUAGACAGAGAACAAAAGAACAAACACACGCUAGUGGUUACAGCAGUUGAUGGAGGUAAACCUCCAAAAACAGGGAAACUUAAUGUUUCUAUUAUUGUUCUUGACAGUAAUGAUAAUCGUCCGAUGUUUAGUCAGGAAAUUUACCAAAUUGUAAUAAAUGAAAAUGUUGCUGUCGGUACUUCAGUAUUUAGAAUGAAUGCAACAGAUCUUGAUGAAGGUACUAACGGGGAAAUUGAGUACAGCCUUGGAAAAACCUUGAGGCGGAAAGUCUAUGAAAUGUUUGAAUUGGACAAAUUAACUGGAGAAAUUAGAGUUAAAGGGGUGGUGGACUAUGAGGAAAACGACGCAUAUGAACUGGAUGUUGAGGCAUCAGAUAAAGGAACACCUCCACUAGCAGGUGAGUGUAGAGUCAUUAUAAAGAUAAAAGACGUUAACGACAAUCCACCGGAAAUAGAUGUGACAUCACUGUCAAAUACUGUAUCCGAAGACUCAAAGCCUGGCACCGUUAUUUCUCUUAUUAGUGUCACCGAUAAAGACUCGGGUGUCAAUGGAAAAAUGAUUUCGCACAUAUCGAAUGACACACCUUUUGAAUUAAAGCCCUCCUAUAAGGAGAAUACGUACUCUAUUGUCACAAAGGGAGUUUUGGAUCGAGAGAAAGUGUCACAUUAUGAAAUAACAAUAAAAGCCACCGACUGUGGUGAACCUCCCUUAUCUACUGUUAAAACUCUGAGUAUUCAGAUAUCAGAUGUAAAUGACAACAGUCCACAUUUCCAACAUGUCCCUUAUGAGUUUUAUCUCGCAGAAAACAAUGUCCCAGGAAGAUCAAUUUUCUCUGUAAGCGCAAAGGACGAUGAUUUGAGUGAAAAUGCAGCUAUUUCAUAUCAUAUUGUCAGAGAAGGAAUUCAAAAUGACGUAACGUCAUUCCUAAAUAUAAACUCUGAUAAUGGACACAUCACAGCGCUAAAAAGUUUUGACUUUGAAAGCCUGAAAACGUUCCAGUUCCAAGUUGUUGCCUCAGAUUCUGGAACUCCGUCACUGAGCAGCAACGUCACAGUGAACGUGUUCAUUCUGGAUCAGAACGACAACGCUCCAGUCAUCCUGUAUCCAGUCAGCUCUAACGGUUCUGCUGAAGGUGUGGAGGAGAUUCCCCGCAAUGUGAACGCAGGACACCUGGUGACUAAAGUCAGAGCCUAUGACGCUGAUAUAGGAUAUAACGGCUGGUUACUGUUUUCACUGCAGGAAGUUACUGACCACAGUCUCUUUGGUUUGGACCGCUAUACAGGACGGAUCAGAACACUUCGCUCAUUCACAGAGACAGACGAGGCUGAGCAUAAACUGGUCAUACUGGUGAAAGACAAUGGGAACGUCUCACUCUCAGCAACAGCUACUGUGAUGGUCAAAGUUGUGGAGCCCAAAGAGGCUUUUGCUGCUUCUGAUGUUAAAAGUGCCACAAAGGAUGAUGAGGACAGUAAUGUGACUUUUUACCUGAUGAUAACUUUGGGCUCAGUCUCAACACUUUUUCUCAUCAGUAUCAUCGUGCUGAUUGCAAUGCAGUGCUCUAAAUCCACAGAGUACACUUCUAAAUACCUACAAGAGACUAAUUAUGACGGGACACUGUGUCACAGCAUCCAGUACAGAUCUGGAGAAAAACGCUACAUGUUAGUGGGACCCAGAAUGAGUGUAGGAUCUACUAUAGUCCCGGGCAGCCAUGCGAACACUCUAAUGCUCCCUGACAGGAGGUCUGCGACUGCAGAGACAAUGGAACAAAGCGGUCCGGACUCAUGGCGACAGGGAGGCAAAAGGAUGGCCUUUGUGCUGUUUCUCAGUCUGAUUUUCGGCAAGGCAUCGGGACAGAUACGAUAUUCUAUAUCUGAGGAGAUCAAAGAAGGGACUUCUGUUGGGAAUAUUGCAAAGGAUUUGGGAAUUGAUCCAAUUAUAUUAAAAGCCAGGGGAUUUCGUAUCGUUUCUGGCACCACUGAACCCCUUUUCCAGGUAAACCAAAAUGAUGGGAUUUUAUACGUAAAUCGUAACGUUGACCGUGAAGAAAUAUGCCAGCGGACCAGUGUGUGCUUGAUAAACCUUAAGACAGUGCUAGAGAACCCACUGGAGAUCCAUUAUGUUGCUGUGGAAGUGUUAGACGUAAAUGACCAUUCGCCCUCUUUCCCGGAAGACAACAAAAGGAUAGAGAUUUCCGAGUCCACUUUACCGGGAACCAGAUUUCAGUUGCAUGCUGCUCUGGACCCAGAUGGUGGUGUGAAUUCCGUUCAGCAGUACAAACUAAGUCCUAAUAAUCAUUUUCGGCUGGAAGUGAAAGAUAGCGGAAAAGAUGGCAAAGUGCCUAUUUUACAAUUACAAAGCCCGUUAGACAGAGAGGCCUCUAGCAGCCACAGACUACUGCUUACUGCCCUGGAUGGAGGUAAACCCUCUAAAUCAGGGUCCAUGGAAAUAUUUAUAGAUGUUCUAGAUGUGAACGAUAAUGCCCCAGUUUUUACAGAAGAAGUAUAUUCUGCAGAGAUAAAUGAAAAUUCACCUAAUGGAACAAUAGUCAUACGAGUAAAUGCCACGGAUAGGGACGACGGUUUAAAUGGAGAUGUUAGCUAUUCUUUCGGCAAUAUAAAUAGUAAGAUACGUGAACUGUUUAACGUCAACCCGAUCACAGGUGAAAUAACUGUGAAAGGACAGUUAGACUAUGAAGUGGAUGACAGUUAUGAGAUAAAUAUUCAAGCAUCUGACAGCGGCACUGUUCCAUUUAGAACAGAGAAAAGUGUUACUGUAAAUAUUAAAGACAUGAAUGACAAUAAACCUGUAAUUGAGGUGAUGUCACUCUCAAGCAAAAUUUCGGAAGAUUCCAGACCAGGAACAACGGUAGCACUUCUUAGCAUUACGGAUUUGGACUCUGGAGUAAACGGGAAAGUUUUCAGCUUUGUGAAAGGCGAUGUCCCUUUCACACUAACGCCUUCCAUACAGGACAACAUGUACACUGUCGUGACAAAGUCACAGCUUGACAGAGAAAACAAAUCGAUUUAUGAUGUAACUAUUAUCGCAAAAGAUGCAGGUGAACCAGCCUUAACAACUGAACAGAUGUUGAGAGUUAUUGUAUCCGACGUUAACGACAACAGCCCAGAGUUCUCAAUGAGGCAAUACAAUUUUUACGUCAACGAAAAUAACCCUCCAGGAGUGUCGGUAUUUUCCUUAAUCGCGUCGGAUCAUGACGAGGGAGAUAAUGCUCUUAUUUCAUAUCAUAUUCUCAGAGAUGCAGCUUAUGCAAAUAAAGUGACGUCAUUUCUGAACGUAAACUCUGAAAAUGGAGAUAUUUUGGCUCUAAAAAGUUUUGACUUUGAAACCCUGAAAACGUUCCAGUUCCAAGUUGUUGCCUCAGAUUCUGGAACUCCGUCACUGAGCAGCAACGUCACAGUGAACGUGUUCAUUCUGGAUCAGAACGACAACGCUCCAGUCAUCCUGUAUCCAGUCAGCUCUAACGGUUCUGCUGAAGGUGUGGAGGAGAUUCCCCGCAAUGUGAACGCAGGACACCUGGUGACUAAAGUCAGAGCCUAUGACGCUGAUAUAGGAUAUAACGGCUGGUUACUGUUUUCACUGCAGGAAGUUACUGACCACAGUCUCUUUGGUUUGGACCGCUAUACAGGACGGAUCAGAACACUUCGCUCAUUCACAGAGACAGACGAGGCUGAGCAUAAACUGGUCAUACUGGUGAAAGACAAUGGGAACGUCUCACUGUCAGCAACAGCUACUGUGAUGGUCAAAGUUGUGGAGCCCAAAGAGGCUUUUGCUGCUUCUGAUGUUAAAAGUGCAACAAAGUAUGAUGAGGACAGUAAUGUGACUUUUUACCUGAUGAUAACGUUGGGCUCAGUUUCAACACUUUUUCUCAUCAGUAUCAUCGUGCUGAUUGCAAUGCAGUGCUCUAAAUCCACAGAGUAUACUUCUAAAUACCUACAAGAGACUAAUUAUGACGGGACACUGUGUCACAGCAUCCAGUACAGAUCUGGAGAAAAACGCUACAUGUUAGUGGGACCCAGAAUGAGUAUAGGAUCUACUAUAGUCCCGGGCAGCCAUGCGAACACUCUAAUGCUCCCUGACAGGAGGACACCUGGAGAGGUAAGAAAAAAUGCAGUGCUUCAAAGCAUGUUUACUAGCAAGCACUUCCUAUUUCCCGCUGAGUGUGUAUGCAUACUUGAACAAACAUAUGUCCAAAACGACUUCAUACAAUGA
Messenger RNA from Anoplopoma fimbria (sablefish), 4824 nucleotides. RefSeq names its product protocadherin Fat 4-like. Lineage: Eukaryota; Metazoa; Chordata; Actinopteri; Perciformes; Anoplopomatidae. Gene Ontology annotation, cellular component: plasma membrane. The transcript has 2 exons. Gene Ontology annotation, molecular function: calcium ion binding. The coding region runs from base 1 to 4824 and encodes 1607 amino acids. Gene Ontology annotation, biological process: homophilic cell-cell adhesion. The record is from RefSeq and is a predicted model, not a curated record.